AUGUUAGUGAAGCUGUUUCCAAUCACCUGUGAGAUCAUCAAAGGAGAGAAACAGUUUUACUACAGAUCUCAGCAGUUCUAUGAGGACGUCCCCGCCUCGGAGGAGGGCAUGCUGGGAGAUUUUGUGGAGAUAUGCAACGUGGAUCUGGAGGCUUCCCGUGAGUUUCUGAAGAGGUUUGUGGGUCCUGGUAAGGCAGGCACACAGUGUGCCCUGGACUGUGGCUCAGGCAUCGGCCGUGUGAGCAAAGGCGUCCUCCUCCCUGUGUUUGAGAAAAUGGAGCUGGUGGACAUGAUGGAGCACUUCCUGCUCCAUGCUCACGAGGAGUACCUUGGCGAUGAUGCCGACCGCAUUGAGACCUACUACUGCUACAACCUGCAAGACUUCACACCUCCAAAAAACAAAUAUGACGUCAUCUGGAUGCAGUGGGUGGCAUGCCACCUAACAGACAAGGACCUGAUGAACUUCCUGAUGCGCUGUAAGAAGAGUCUGCAUCCAAACGGUGUCAUCAUAAUAAAGGACAAUAUGGCGCGGCAGGGUUGCAAGCUGGACCCAAUCGACAGCAGCAUCAGCCGCCACCUGGACAUCAUGAGGUGCAUCAUCGACAAGGCCGGCCUCGAGGUCCUGGCUGUAGAAAAGCAGGAAGGCUUCCCUGACAUCAUCAUGCCUGUCUGGAUGAUUGCAAUUAAGUAGUGACAUCAUAACCCUCAGAGGGAAAUCCAACCUUAAUCUGAAUGCACACGUUUUUCCUCUUUUGUCUGAGUCUAUAUUUUUGAUCAGGUCUCGAAAAACUACAACACCACAGCAAGAAAUCUUCCAAGUGCUCAACAGCAGAUAAAUCCUGAAACCGCCGUGUGGAGUGUGUUAUGGCACCCGGGGAGAUUUUAUGGAGACAGGAGCUAUUUUUCUGCACAGCCCAGAAGUAAAAUAAAGGUUUUACGUGGACAUUAACCUUCUACAGAGGCACUCUGUACGUCCACCAAAGCUAGACUGUAAUUUAUUGUCGGCCGACCAACUCCGGGGUCUGUAUCGUGAUGACAUUAAAGGUGGACCCUCAGCUCUCUUGAGUUGUUCCUGUCUCAACCACGAGGAUCAUUGGAAUAACAUGUGGACUAAGAUGGUUUGUCUGCCAAGUGAAUGAUUUGUAUCCCGUUAGACACUAAAUCCAGCAUGUUACAUUACAAGGACAGCACUCAGCCAUAAUGUACCAUGUUAGAUUUCUAAAAAAAACGAUAUUGCUUUAUGUUUUAAACAUGGUAACUAUUUUAAACUAUAUAUUUAUAAGAGUUUCUUGUUAUAUGAAUUCUCAACCCAUUGUAAUAUGAUCUGAAUUUAAAGUUGAGCGGGGGAACCUGUUAACAAAGGUCAUGUGACAAAAAUAUCAGUAGCCUAGGGGUCAGUCUCACAAUUCUGUUCCCUGAGAGAGCCAAAUCGCUUUCUUUAUUGGAAAUAGUAUCCUUGCUCUGCACAAUGCUGAACUUCCUACUACUUUUUUUUUUUCUAACACUACCUUGCUUUUCUAGGGUUUUGGAAAGUUUCAAAAAUAUUAAUCCUUCAAUGAUUUAGAAUUAAUAUAAAAAAUAUAAACCUGAAAUUGAGCAUAAUAUGUCCUCUUUAAUAACGGUUGGAGAUGAGGUCCUAAUGUCACCUUUCAGUGCAACAUGUAGUUCUCUGUUCACAUUGUAUUGCAGGAGAAAUACUGUUCAUUCAGUGCACUCAGUACAAGCUAGUCUGGUGUAAAUAUUAAAACUUUAUGUAAGUUUGUUUUUUUACUUUUGCUUGUAAUAUUGCAGAUGAAUAGAUUCUUUUAUAUGGAUUUCUUAAUUUUUUCUUCUUUUAUGUGUUUGCAUUUAGACUAUAAAUUGCUUUAUUUGCUUAAAUACAUUUUCUUGCACAAUAUCUACAAAUGUGAAGAUAAGAAAACCUUAAUUUAUUUAUAACUUACUGUUUGUUUUCUUCAAUGUAGCUCUUGCUUAGCUUAGUGUUUACUUACAUUUUUCAAAAAUAAAAAAAUAACAAUCUGAAAGCAUAUGGAUGUAGUUUAAUGAUUUCUGAAAUGUCCUUUUCAUAUUUUAUGUUUUUCAUCCCAUGAUCCAAACAAAGUUAAUAGGAUUAGAGAUGGGUAAUCGCCAUUGGCUAUUAUAAUCAAGGCUGGAACAUAAAUGCUGACCAAUUUUCCCGAAAUAUUCCUACAGUUCAGCCCUUACAGUGACCGCGCUGCAAUCUGCCACAGUGGGCUGAAAACGCACCAGAUAAUUGAGAUCCUCUCCGAUAGUUAUGGUAAUUCUCCUAAGUAUUAUUACUAUUAUUAUUUUUUUAGACUAACUGUAGAGACAGCACAUUGUGUUGGGCUAAUGACUUUCAGCUGGGCCCCUGAGGUGGAUGGGGGAGGGGGCUGAUUAUUUCAUGGUUUUGACAGACAGUGCCGGCUUUCAUAUCUGCCUUGGCUUCAUUUCAAGCCUGUCAGAUGUUGUCUGCAUAAAACACAUCCAAAAGUCGCCUCAAAUAUUCAGCAUUUGGGUGCGUGAGAGUGGGACGGGAGUGGUGCGGAGUUGUUCCUCCCUGGGCUUUUCUAUGAAAGGAUAGUUUGUCAAUGAGUCGACUGGCACUGAGAAAGUAAAAAAUCAUCAAAGUGGUGAAGGCCCGAUGGCGUGAGAUGAUCUCCAUGGCAUGUUUAUCUGGUCAGAAUGACUCUUUUGAGAGUGAAUAGACCAAACACGUUUUUCCACAUCUCGUAUGAAUUAAAGAUCAAAAUGC
This is a messenger RNA of Notothenia coriiceps (black rockcod), 2754 nucleotides long. It is a transcript of the gene ntmt2, whose product is annotated as N-terminal Xaa-Pro-Lys N-methyltransferase. Lineage: Eukaryota; Metazoa; Chordata; Actinopteri; Perciformes; Nototheniidae. The transcript has 4 exons. Gene Ontology annotation, biological process: N-terminal protein amino acid methylation. Gene Ontology annotation, molecular function: N-terminal protein N-methyltransferase activity. The coding region runs from base 1 to 690 and encodes 229 amino acids. Gene Ontology annotation, cellular component: cytoplasm. The record is from RefSeq and is a predicted model, not a curated record.